UGAAAUCUCGAUCCGCGAGACGAAUCUAUGAGACCGUGGUUGGUUCCAUCAUCUGCUGUCUACGGCUGCGACCCGCAGCAAUAACACUUUGUGAAGUUUUAGUUUUUAAGAAAAAUCAAGGAAAAUGCUAAAGACAUUCAAGCAGAUCGGGCAAGCCCUAGUUAGGAAUGCUCGUGGCGUUCAAACAUCAUCAUCUGCCCUGAGUGACAACCUCUUUGUGCACAGAGAUUCUCCUGAGGACAAUCCAGAUAUUCCCUUUGAAUUCGAUGCUAACAAUAAAAAGCGUGCUGAAGCCUUAAUGGCCAUCUACCCUGAGGGGCACAAGAGAGCAGCUCUCCUCCCUCUUCUGGACUUGGCACAGCGUCAGCAUGGUUGGUUGCCUCUUUCAGCUAUGCAUCAUGUAGCAGAUAUACUCGAGAUUCCUAGAAUGAGGGUGUAUGAAGUGGCUACUUUUUACACAAUGUACAUGAGGAAACCUAUGGGAAAAUACCAUCUUCAGGUUUGCACCACCACACCAUGCUGGCUCCGCAACUCAGAUGAAAUUAUGAAUGUUAUCAAAUCCAAGCUGAAUAUUCAAGUUGGGGAAACAACUCCCUGCAAAACUUUUACUCUCUCAGAAGUUGAAUGCCUUGGAGCUUGUGUUAAUGCUCCUAUGGUUCAAGUUAAUGAUGACUAUUAUGAGGAUUUAACUGGAAAGGACAUGGAUGAAAUUUUGGAAGAUCUGAAGGCGGGAAGGAAGCCAAAAGCUGGCCCAAGGAGUGGAAGAUUUGCCUGUGAACCAAUUGGAGAGCCAACCUCACUUAAGGGUGAACCAACUGGACCAGGUUUUGGUGUUCAAUCUGGUUUAUAAGUAGACAAAUAUUUUUUUUUCAUGUUUGCAAUUUUUUCAAGUGGUGAGUUAGCUAUAAUAUCUUGAACACGCUUGUUUCUGACUUUGAUGUUAAUAAACUUGAAACAGGUAGGAGCAGUAGUGCAAAAUAUUAUACAAGGGUAGUGACUCACAUGUAAAAAUAUUUACUAGGAAUUGAAUGAUGUACAUUAAUUUUAAUCUAAUUGAACAUCUAAGUGUACAUAUUUUGAUGCAAUAAAAGGUCCUACAAAAUGGUCUUACAGUUGGA
Molecule: messenger RNA, 1118 nt
Organism: Frankliniella occidentalis (western flower thrips)
Lineage: Eukaryota; Metazoa; Arthropoda; Insecta; Thysanoptera; Thripidae
Gene: ND-24
Product: NADH dehydrogenase [ubiquinone] flavoprotein 2, mitochondrial
Exons: 7
Coding region: 125-850 (241 amino acids)
Biological process (GO): mitochondrial electron transport, NADH to ubiquinone
Molecular function (GO): NADH dehydrogenase activity
Source: RefSeq, a predicted model, not a curated record